CCGAAAGCAGCCUCGACCUCGACUAACACGCUACCCCACCACCCGUCCAUCGUUUGCAAAGGUUGCAGGAGUGUGCUGGCAGUGAACGCGUGGUGCAGCGGACCACUCUCGACAACAUGGUGAAGGUCCAGAAGUCAACUAGGAGGAAGAACGCUCACUGUCUCCGCAGACUGGAGACUGCUGCUCAGAUGGAGGAAGGCCGGCUCCAGUCAGGCACCCAGCAUCCAGCACGGGAGGAGCCCCGAGGAGGAGACCAGUCCUCUGAUCAAGCCCAGCUCCAGACCUCUGCUUCAGAGAACUUUGACCUGAAUGAGACGCCGAUGGAAGGCCAGGAGAAGGGGGACACUGCGGCCCAGCUCCAGGCCAAGCCUCUCUGGAAGCCCAUUCCCCCUCUAAUGCCUGAGUCGCAGAGGGGCGGUCACACUAGGACCAGGGACCAGACCUGCCAGACUGAUCAGAUCAGCCACGGUCAUAACACAGGUCUCUGUGUGGAGCCCGGAGAUCCUCCUCUGCUCCAGCAGCCUCUACAGACCUCCAAAUCUGGGAUUCAGCAGAUAAUUGAAUGCUUCCGCUCAGGCACCAGCCAGCUGAAACACAUGCUGCUGAAGGAGGUGGACACCAUCUUUGAGUGUAAACUGUGUCGCAGUCUGUUCAGAGGCCUGCCCAACCUCAUCACACAUAAAGAGUACUACUGCCUAUCACAGCUUCCUGAACCCGACGGUUCAUCGGGUGAGGACAAACAGAGUUUAGCCAUGAAGGAUUUAUUGGAGGCCAUAUAUCCCAGCACCCCAGAAGUAGUGGUCCGACUGGAGCCCAUUGAGACCACUACCAAGGCCGUGUUCCAGUACCUAUCCACAGAAGAUGAGCUGGCUAGGUUUCCAUCGCACACACCCAGUGCCAGAGAGAGUCCGGUAGCAUGGGAAGGAGAAUCAGUGGAGGGUGCGGACAACAACCAGCCGAGCCAGCCAGGAGGGCCAGAGAGCCACAGCAGCCCGGGACCCAAUCAGGGACAGAAGAGAUGGGAGUCCGAGGAGGAGCCUAAAGUGGAGCCGCCACAGCCCGAGGACGAGGGGUCCACUAGUGGGGUUGAGGAUGUGAUAAUCUCCUGUUGUCUGUGCGGUCAGGACUUUAACUCCCGCCGCAGCAUCAGACGUCACUGCCGCAAAAUGCACCAGACCAAACUGGAAGAGCUCCGGAAGUUCACAGAGACCCGCACGGUUCCCACCAGCCUGCUCUCUAUGGUGAAAGGUCGGCCGAGGACUCUCAGCACACCCACCGGAAAAUCCUGCCCAGUGUGUCUCAAAUCCUUCGCCACCAAAGCCAACGUACGUCGUCAUUUUGACGAGGUGCACCGCGGCCUACGGAGGGACACCAUCACAACCAGCAUUGCCUCGCGACCUGGCCAGCCCUUCUCUCUGGAGGUCAACCCCCCCAAGAAGAGCAACAAUUCUUCUCCAACACGUGGCAGCAGCUCCAAGUCCACCCCCGUGAACUCUAAAACACCCCCUGUGAACCAAAACCAGCCCAAACCUCCGAGUCAGCCUCCCGCCUCUCCACAGGUGACCCCGGCCUCAAGUCGCUGCACACUCUGCAAGAGGAACUACAGCUCUCAGCUCAUGUUGAAGAGGCACAUGCGUAUCGUCCACAAAAUAUACAGCGGCAAAGGUAAGAAGUCUGCGACCGCGCCGCCCUCCAUAACCCCGGCAGCCAUAACCCCGGCAGCCACAACCCCGGCAGCCACUCCAAGCAGUAGCAGCACCAACUCAGGCCCAAGCAACAAUAUCCGAGUGAAAGUGGAGAAAGUGGAACCUUCAGAUGACGAGGAGGAGGCGGUCGACAGUAGUGCGGCCCCGUCCCCUAGCGAAAGCACCGUGACAGCUAAAGUUGUUCCUGUCCCACAAACCGCCCCGAAGGUGAAAGUAGAGGAGGCCCCGUCGGCCACAAAGACGACGGCGUCCUUACAUUCAUCGUCCUCGCGCGGCGGCAACACGUGCAGCGGAAAAACGACCAAACUGUCGGUGGGCUUUGACUUCAAGCAGCUCUUCUGCAAACUGUGCAAGCGGCAGUUCAGCUCGCGUCAGAACCUAACGAAGCACAUAGAGCUGCACACGGACGGCAACGACAUCUUCAUCAAGUUCUACCGCUGCCCUCUCUGUCGCUACGAGUCGCGCCGCAAACGUGACGUCCUGCGUCACGUGACAGUGGUCCACAAGAAGUCCUCCUCCUACCUCGGCAAGAUCAUGCCCAAACUGGAGAACAGGGCGGUGAAGAGGUUGGCCGAGGCCGUCCUCAACAGCCCGACCCCCAGCAAGAGGACGAGCAUCAAAGAGGAAGUGAACGGACGCCACGCCUCCUCGACGUCCUCCUCCUCCUCCCCUCCACCUCCCGUCACUUGCAAGCAAGAGUGCACAACAGCGGCCCCGAUCACCUCGUCGGCCUCCUCCUCUUCCUCCUCCUCCUCCUCCUCCACCCUGCUUCCCGCCCCUGUCACUCGGAAACAGCAGGAGCUCUCAUCGCCGGCGUUCGCCCCGUCCCCUCCUGUCACCCGCAAGCAGGAGAGGGAGCAGACCCACCAGCCUCGUCCCAUCAGCCCCCCACUGACCCGCCGCAGCGAGAAACACACACACCAACAACACAACUCCUCCUCCAGCAUCUCGCCCAGCAACCAAACCCCGAACACCCGGCGGCACGAGGCCCAGUCGGAGUGCAGCGGCACCGGGUCGUCGUCGUCCUCCAGUGAAGUCAGAGUGACCAAGAACUUCUCCCUCCACGCCUGUGACCAGUGCGGACGGGCCUUUGCCAAGAAGCUCUACCUGGAGUCUCACAAGCGGAGUCAUCGUAACGCAGCGACGGCAGCAGCCAGCCGGAGGAAAGGAGUCAGCACCCGCUCCAAAUCGCUGGUCUGGUGAAACACACGCACACUUCAGCUGGGGAUAAUGGACCAGCGAGCCUCUAACAAUGAAGAAGAGGAAGAAAAUAAUGGAGGAAUGGAACGAGCACAGAGCACUGAGAUGAAGGAAACAAGCAAAUGGAGUACGAUACAGGAGAGAAGUACAAAGGAUUUCCACCUUUUGCUUAAGAGCCAAAUACAUGUGUUGGAAUCUGACAUUUUUUUUUGUAUAGUUUCAUUUUGAAGCCAGCCAGCUUGCUGAACGCUGGCGCUGCUAUCCACAGAGAGACCGUUGCUCAUGGAAGACUCACUGCUACUGUAUACAGUAUAUUUACUUACAACGGCAUGUAUAUAGAUCCAAAGGCAGAUGGCUGAUUUGUACCGCUUUGCUCUCAGUAGCAAAGGGAUGAAGGUAGAAUGCGUGUGUGAGAGUGAGUGUGGGAACCAGAACUGGAUCGUGACCUCCACAGAAAAUACUCUGGAAACGUAAUUGUUGAAUUUUUUUUUCCAGUUUUUUUGGUGGAGAGAAUUUGAUUUGAUUGGACCCGUGCAGUUCCAAACAGAUACACAAAACACAAGUGGGUCCUUGGCUACAAGCAUUUUAUCACUUUUCUGUAUAUUCACAACUUAUGUAGUGUUUUUUGGGUGUUUUACGGAUAUAUUCAAGAACACUUGCUCGACAUAAUAACUGCUCAACAGAUAAUAUAUUUUCCCUUCCCCUUCAUUUCCCUGACAGUUUCCCACUGACAGAGAAACUGUUAUCGCCGUCUUUCCACCAACGAGUCUUCAGAAGGCUAGUUGUUCACCUUAGAGUUGAACAAUGACCUUCAUCUUCUCAUAUAAAUGUUUCUCUGAGAAGCAAACAGAUCAGAAAGUCCAGUUAUAAUAUCCCUCAUGCCAGCAGCCAAUAGUCUGAUUUAGUUAUAUCCGCUAGGAAAUGACCAACUGCAACUGUUUUGGAGUUGUGAGGUAACGGAAAACCCCAAAGUGUAAUUUUCAGUUUUCCUUAAAAAAUUGUGUGUGCUUAAAAAAAAGCUCCUCUGUUCAGAGGUCGAUUCACUGCUUAGUUCUGCCUUUUUUUUUUUAUUUGACUGCAUGCAGAAAUCAUUUGUUACGGGUGUUUCCUUCACUUUGACCGUAUCCGUAUCUUUUAUCUCCAAAUAUUAGCCGACUUCUUAGUCCCAGUAAUAGUGCGGUUGUCAGAGAACCGUCAGGCUGUGUGAAGCAAGGCUUCAAUAAGGCAUGAGUUUGUGAACUGAGGCUGAUAUGUUCUAAAAUAAGACAACAGCUUAGAAGGGGAAAAAAGGGACACCUUCACUCACAGAAUGAUUAAAAAAAACACCACCAGAAAUGGCAUUAAGUCUGACUGUAUGAAACAAACAAAGCAAUACACUUAUGAUUUAACAUUUUUACAAAUGCUCAAUAGAUGAAACCACAUCAAUUUUCUUCAAAAUAUGAAUUAUUUUUAAUAUAACAGCUCAGAUUGACUGUCUAAGGUGUACUACCACAGGCAAAACAUUUAAACUAUCAAAUUAACACCAGUAUUACCCCCAACAUUCAUUUGAAAUGACUUGUGUUAAUGUGUGAGAAUCUAAUUUGCAGUGAGCAGGAAAGAUGGGACUGCACAUUUUAUUAAGGAGUAAUGUGUGUCUGAAUGCUUUUUUUAUUUAUUUUUUUGCAGUCAGUUUGCCUUCGGUGUUGCAAUAACAGCCACACUGCGUUAGACAUUGGAAACCAUUAACUGGAAGUAUUUGUUUUCUUGUGUUCAAUGAAAUAUCCACCAGUCAUCUUGCUUGUCACGAAGCAGAAAGCUGACCCGAGAUGAUUUGUCGUCAUGUCUCAGCUGUAGUGCCUAAGCAGCAGAUGGGACCGGUUUGGGAAUCUACAGUGUGUGGUGCUAAUCCUCCUUAUUUACAAAGGGCCAAAAUGCAGAGAGCUGUAAACACGAGGGGCAGAUUAGAAACCUAAAUGCCCCUGGUAAGCCGAACAGUUCCGUACACAAAACGUAAAAGUUUACAUUAAACUUUUUGUUCCAUUUACAACAUUGUACUCAAACUUAAGGGGGCUGCAUUUGUUUAAUGGCAGCAACGGGUACCCCGAGGUAGUCUUUGAAACACUGGCACAGGCGUUGGGAGAAAAAGUGAUUGAGGAAGACCAAAUGUAGAUAUAUGUCUUAAUGUUCUAAAAAGAAAGCCAUGAAAUGGAACAAAAACCAGAAGAAAAAAAAAGGCCAAGACCAAACUUUAUUUUUUAUAAGUGAAAACACUACUGCGACAAGGUCUUGAGAACAUGUAUAUAUGAUUCAUCCUACACGGAUGCUAUAAAUAAUAGUUAUAAUAGUCACAAUAGUUAUCGACUCGUACUUAACUGUUGGUUGACCAUAUGCUUCAAACAUAUCCGACUAGUUAAUAAUCCGCCACUGUUGAAUACUGAGGCUAGUUUGCGUUGUUCCACAAUUAGUUGUCUUUGUUUGUAUCUCAUUCCUUUUUUGAAGGUUUUUUUGUUGGAAUGUGUCAAGAAGAGAGGAGGAAUUAAAACCUCAACAGACAUUUUAUUUUGUUUAAAAUCUUGUCAUUUCUUUCCUCAUCAGCUGUAAUAUGUUAUUAUGCUCACCUUCUAGAGAACUUGAGAAGAGUUAGAGAUGCCUUUCAGAUGUGACAAGAAUGUUAAAACCAACCACUUAAUGAAUAAAUAUGUACUGCU
Molecule: messenger RNA, 5593 nt
Organism: Anoplopoma fimbria (sablefish)
Lineage: Eukaryota; Metazoa; Chordata; Actinopteri; Perciformes; Anoplopomatidae
Gene: znf800b
Product: zinc finger protein 800b
Exons: 12
Coding region: 117-2909 (930 amino acids)
Source: RefSeq, a predicted model, not a curated record